UAUCAGGAGAAGAAACUGAUGGACAAUAUUCGCCAAUAUCAAGUUCCACCGCAGAAGUACAUGGCCAUGAUGGACCUUGAGGAGAGGAAUGAAAGGCUAUUUUACAAGCUUCUUAUUGAUAAUGUUGAGGAACUUCUUCCUGUUGUCUACACUCCAACUGUUGGCGAGGCUUGCCAGAAGUAUGGGAGCAUUUUUGAGUGCCCUCAGGGUCUUUAUAUUAGCUUGAAAGAGAAAGGAAAGAUUCUCGAGGUAUUGAAAAACUGGCCUAAAAAGAACAUUCAAGUUAUUGUCAUGACUGAUGGUGAGCGAAUUUUGGGACUUCGGGAUCUUGGCUGCCAGGGGAUGGGGAUACCUGUUAGAAAACUGGCUCUGUAUACAGCACUUGGCGGAGUUAGACCUUCUUCGUGCUUGCCCGUAACCAUUGAUGUGGGGACAAACAAUGAGCAGUUGUUGAAAGAUGAAUUCUACAUUGGGCUCAGACAAAGGAGGGCAACUGGGAAGGAAUAUUAUGACCUUCUUCAUGAAUUCAUGACUGCUGUCAAGCACAACUAUGGUGAAAAAGUACUCAUACAGUUUGAAGAUUUUGCAAACCACAAUGCUUUUGAGCUGCUAGCGAAAUAUAGUACUACUCAUCUUGUCUUCAAUGAUGAUAUACAGGGGACAGCAGCUGUGGUUCUUGCAGGGCUUGUUGCGGCACUGAAGUUACUUGGUGGAUCCUUGGCCAAGCAGACAUUUUUAUUCCUUGGUGCUGGGGAAGUGAGACUCUAAUCUGUCUUCCUUCUUUUACACUAUAAACCUAUUUUCCUCUAGGGGCCACUGGACAGAAUUCCAUCUCUUUACUCAAAAAUGUCUCUCACUUCUAGUUUCUUC
Messenger RNA from Camellia sinensis, 870 nucleotides. The record is from RefSeq and is a predicted model, not a curated record. NCBI's taxonomy places the organism in Eukaryota, Viridiplantae, Streptophyta, Magnoliopsida, Ericales, Theaceae.